This is a messenger RNA of Symbiodinium pilosum, 1437 nucleotides long. Lineage: Eukaryota; Dinophyceae; Suessiales; Symbiodiniaceae. The record is from the annotation of a GenBank genome assembly.
AUGGCAGUGAAUUCACGGGGCCGAAGCCGAAGACCUCCGGCGAUGACGCCAGGCCUUGAGUCCUCAAACUGCGGAGCAGUGGCCGCUGAGAGCAGCACCUUCUAUGGCGGCACCUUUGCAGAGGAGGCUCAGACCAUUUAUCCAAGUCGCUGCAGCUCCAUUCAGCCCACGCAGAUGCCGGAGUCCUUUGCUCUUCAAGGCCCCUACAAAGGGAGCUUCCAGUACGGGCAGUCAAGCCAACCGAGCUUCGGCAGCAGCUUCCACAGCUUCAGCCUCUCCCGGCCGCCGGCCAGCCCUCAGAGGAAGACGAUGAAUGGCGCAUGCCCCAGCUUUGGAGAUGGCAAGGGCUUGGACUCAUUGUGGAGCUUCAACACGCGGCAUACCAUUGCCUCGAAGCCGGUGAAGGGCCUUGCACCUCCGGGCCUCAUUGCCACUGGUAUCCCUUGGCUGGAUCAUGGGCCGGGGCAGGCAACUUUGCAAAGUCCCUUUGCCUCUCCCCGCAGUCGCAGCCCUUCGCCUCUUCCGCCCCCUCCCCCCCCUCUACCUCCACCCCUACGCUUGGAACAUGCGCAUCCUUCGGCUCACCAAAGAGUUCUGAGCCCCUUGCGAUCGCUGAGCCCGACACCUGAGCAGGCCUGGCCGCAGACCGUCCAGGCACCAUUUCCCAUUGUCACAAGGGCUGUCAGCCAGGCCAGCUCAGUGCCAGCUCCGAUCCCGCUUGCAUCCUCAGAAGCCACCCAGACAGCUCGCAGCACGGUGAGCAGAAUGACCACCAACCCAUGCGUGGGUCGUGUAAUCUAUUUACCUCCCAUCACAGUUCCUGCUUCAGGGACAUCUGCACCAGCCGAGACGCCUGCCAGUCGCAGCCGAUCUAUUUCGCCGUUGAGAUCGCCAUGCAUGGGAAGCACUCAGGGGCCAAGAAUCAUCAGCGACGUUGUCGUGCCAGGUUUGAAGAACCUUCCCGCAACUGUGGAGGACAAGCCAAGCGCCGAUACAGCGGGGGCCGAACUGGGAAAUCUGUACGUCAGCGACAUCCUGCAUAUGUCCGAAGUCAGGCUGUCAUCCUUGCCAAAGCCUAGCUCCAUUCCAGGCGCAGGGUCAGAUGCCAGCACGGAUGCGCCUGGACCCACGCCUCCGGUGCCACCCUUGCGGGGCGUCUCCCGGGUCUUCCGGCGGGGUCUCUUUGCAGGAGAGCUGGCCCAGGUAGAGACGCUUCUGUCGCCUGCUGGGGAGAUGGAGCUGCGCCAUGCUGCCAGCCAGGAGUUCCGUUGGGCCCUCCAAAGUGGUGGUCGUGCACGGGGCGAUACCAUCGACCUGGCCGCGGCGCUGACGGCUGUUCGUCAGCUGGCGUACCUUUACGGUCUGCCAGCGCUCGAUGCAGAUGCAGCACAGAGGUGUUUUGGAAGCGCCGACGCCGUUGACCUGCCAACCUUUGAG